AUGCUCUUCUCCGCCCUCUUCACCCUCGCUCUCGCUCUUCCUGCCUUCUCUGCUCCUGUAGAGAAGGCUGUUGCCCUCGAGAAGAGGAGAACCACCUACAGUGGCCAAGCUACCUUCUAUGACGUCGGCCUCGGUGCUUGUGGUGGCACCAACGUCGCUACCGACUACAUCGUCGCUUUGAACACUGCCCAGUACGGCUCCGGUUACCCCGGUCCCCACUGUGGCAAGGCCAUUACCAUUUCAUACGGCGGUAAGCAGGUCGGUGCCACCAUCGAAGAUGAAUGCCCCACAUGUGCCUAUGGCGCUUUGGACAUGAGUACCUCUUUGUUCUUGAACUUUGCCACGGAGAAUGAUGGUGUCUUCCAGAUGACUUGGUGGUAUGACGACGACGACUCUAGCGAGGAAACCACCACUUCUUCCAAGAAGACCUCGACCUAUGUUGCCCCUACCUCGACUUACACCCCUCCUACCUCUACCUACACCCCUCCAACGUCCACCUACACCCCUCCCACUUCUACCUACACUCCUCCCACUUCCACAUACACUCCUCCCACUUCCACCUACACUCCCCCUACCUCGACUUCCAGUUACACUCCCCCCACUUCCACAUAUGUGGCCCCCUCUUCAUCCUCCUCCCAGUCGCCUUCGAGCUCUAUCGAACCCUCUACCUCUCCCAGCGCCGUUCCCAGCACCAUCUCUUCCAGCGCUGCCGCCUCUUCAUCCUCGGCCUCAUCUGCUGCCUCGUCCAUCAUCUCCACCUCCUCCUUCCCCGACGUUGUCGUCGUUCAGACCAACGCUACCGUCGCCUCCUCCACGGGCGUCAACUCCACUCGAUCUGGUUCCGCCUCUGCCUCUGCUACCGCCUCUGCCGCUCCUCUUGAAUCUUCAGUGAGCGAACUGGCUGCGUUCGGCAACUUGGUCACCCUCAAUCAGGCUGUGGUCAACCUCGGCCGCAUCUUGGUCGUCGGCGCCCAAGAGUAA
Messenger RNA from Cryptococcus wingfieldii CBS 7118, 981 nucleotides. RefSeq lists its product as hypothetical. The transcript is spliced from 4 exons. Bases 1 to 981 code for a protein of 326 amino acids. NCBI's taxonomy places the organism in Eukaryota, Fungi, Basidiomycota, Tremellomycetes, Tremellales, Cryptococcaceae. The record is from RefSeq and is a predicted model, not a curated record.